Molecule: messenger RNA, 357 nt
Organism: Lachancea dasiensis
Lineage: Eukaryota; Fungi; Ascomycota; Saccharomycetes; Saccharomycetales; Saccharomycetaceae
Source: the annotation of a GenBank genome assembly
AUGAGUUCUCAAUCUUUAGCGCUAGCUGCGUAUAGAAACGGUUUGCGGGCUACGAAGAUCGCUUUUGGCCAAGAUACCAGGAUUUUGUUAGCAGCUAGAUCGCAGAUGAGAAACGGAAUGGUAAAUCCACCAAACCCAGAACUCCCUGCGCAAGAUCAAAUCCAGCAUUUGAACGAUGUGGCCCAAUUUCUGAGGCGGAAUAUAGUGCAGGGCAAAAAGGGCGAUGACAACAAGUACGCUUUGAAUAUUCAUGCAGACACCGAACUUGGCGACAAUGACUCCAUCAAGAAAACAAAGAAAACGCUUGUUUCACAAGGCGGUGGGUGCUGCAGCGGCGGGCAAAAGCUGUACGACUAG